This is a messenger RNA of Rubroshorea leprosula, 1059 nucleotides long. Lineage: Eukaryota; Viridiplantae; Streptophyta; Magnoliopsida; Malvales; Dipterocarpaceae. The record is from the annotation of a GenBank genome assembly.
CAUCUCGGAAGAGAACCAGAACUCAAAGAGCCAAUACGCCUGCAGCAAUGCUCCCCGCAGACAUCUUCCAGCGCCUUCCAAUCGCCACUGUCUGCCUCAAACCAUGUUCUUUCCCGACCCCAAAACCAGUUGCCCAGUUUCACUUGUGCACCCGCCCCACAAGAGGAGCAACCAUACGGUGCAUGGCGAAACCAAGGAGAGUGAAAAUGGUGGCGCAGCAGAUAAGAAGGGAGCUUUCCGACAUGCUCUUGACCGACAAGGUCUUGCAGUAUGCUGUCCUCCCGGAAGCCGCCUUGGGAGCGGACCGCUAUCUGUCUUCACUCACUACCAUCAGUGAUGUUGAAGUCUCCGCUGAUUUACAGGUUGUUAAAGUAUAUGUCUCAGUUUUUGGGGAUGAGAGAGGGAAGGAGGUUGCAUUAGCUGGAUUGAAGUCUAAAGCUAAAUACGUUCGUAGUCAGCUGGGAAAGAGGAUGAAGUUGCGUCUUACUCCGGAGGUUCGCUUUAUUGAAGAUGAAUCUUUGGAGAGAGGAAGCAGGGUGAUUGCAAUAUUAGAUAGGAUAAAGUCUAAGGAAAAGAUUGCAGAAGUUGAAGAUGAAGAAGAAUUUGAAUCAUCUGAUUCCCCUCAAGAUGACAGAGAGUGGGAAGACAAUGACCCAGAUGAAGACAUUAUUUAUGUGAAAUAGCUGCCCUAUAUUUGCUGAGAGAUGGCAAUUACUUUUGGCUUGGAAAAGAAUGUCCACAGUGUGGGAAGAUCAGGACAUCAGGUAUAUUUACUAACCUGGAAAGAAGCAAGUCUUCUUUACCUGUAAUCAUCAUGGAAGUAUAUCCUUUAUCCUGAUGAAGCUAUCCAAAAAUUUUUUGUCUCCAUUUCAGUGUAGUUUUCAUGUCUUAUAAAUGUUAUGACUAGCUUGACAGUUUUCAUAUUCAAUCAAAAGAUCGUAGAUUGUUUCAGAUCAUUUUUUUUCCCGUUCGAGGAUCUUCAUUUUUGGUUGGUCCAUAAUACUGUGGAUGUUUAGGCAAUUCAUACCCUUUGUUAUGUAAGAAAAUUCAUACUUUCCA